AUGGGUCUGAAAACCACCGCCGGAAAGACCAUCUCGCUCAAGCAACGCGCGGAAAUCGCAAGGCAGCGAGCGAAGUCCGCGAAGCAGAGAGCGGAGGAGCGGCAAACCAGGCAGCAUGUUCUGGACACCACCAUAAUUGUUCAGCAGCCCGUCCGUGAUCGUCUUGCAAAGCCAUUGGCUCCCCGCUCGUUCAUCAAGGCGCGUCCUCCGCCACCUCUGAGCAUUUUCGCAACCCGUCUUCCACGUCUGCGAGUACUACCGGGUGGCGAAAAUGCCGUCUCAUCUACAGCACAGCAACCUAGCCUGGUGAAGAGAGCUGUCUCUAAACACCCUUUACAGCAGGCAUUUGCAAGUUCGGGCAGAAGGACCAUCAGGUGGCGUAAGGGAUCCUACGAAGGCCCUUCGUGGAAAGGCUACCCUGACAUUCAUUAUUUGCGAUCACUUCUCGGACUACAGCCGUCUAGCUCCACGAAAGCGCAGAACGCGAUCCUAGUCGCGAUCGAUACAGAGUCCGAGAGGCACGGCUUGAUCAACAAUGUUGUCGAAGUGGGAAUCACGACGCUGAAAGUCGUUGACAUUAUGGGCACGGAGCCUGGACCUCACAUGCAAGCAUGGAUGCCGAAUUUUCGACACCACCACAUUGUGGUUGACAUCAGUCGUUAUGCGGAUGCAAGGAUGCGUUCUUCCCUCUUCGGAGAAAGCAAGCUCAUGACCAUACAAGAAGCCGCUAGAACGGUUCAGACGAUCCUUCGUGAUGUGACAGCUCUUAUACCAGACCCUACCGUGUAUCUAGUCGGACAAUCUAUUGCGACUGAUGUCGCCGCUCUCGGAAAGCGACCUUUGUACAUUGACUUGCAGAAUCAUGAGCCCACCAGCAACGUACGCUUUGAGAAGACGUUCGAGACAUUAGCAUUCUCCGACUGGAUCAGACAACGCGGCAUCGACCUGCCAUCUGCGAGGCUAGGACCUGUUGCUCGAUGGCUGGGCGUAGACCCGCGCUACCACAAUCCUCUCAAGCUUGACGUCAGAGGCGUACAUAACGCAAGCAACGAUGCCGCAUACACAAUGAUGGUCCUGUUGCUUUACGCACUGAAAUGGCAUGAGAUACUGCAAGGCACGGCGCCAAGGCAACGUUCUGCUGCCGCCGUCUAUCCGCCCAGACCUCUCAAUGAACCAGGUGUAAGUCCGCCUGCGCAGCUUGCACCGUCGCAAGAUCACAGGUGGAAGGGCGCAAGGGCGCGACAGUGGCCACAGAGAACAUGGUGGCGAGUGGGCUUGCCAGUCUGCUUACUGGGAGUCAGUCCAGUAUUCCUCCAGUAUUCCUGGCCGUUUGGUUGAGAGAUCUACGCCUCGCAAUACUUAAUCGACAAAGUAGAGACGCCACAUCGCAGAUGCAGACCGCAAUGGCUGGACACAGAUAUGGAGUCCAGACCAGUGCAACUUGUCUCGGUGCCGCGGUCACUCCCGCU
Molecule: messenger RNA, 1469 nt
Organism: Baudoinia panamericana UAMH 10762
Lineage: Eukaryota; Fungi; Ascomycota; Dothideomycetes; Mycosphaerellales; Teratosphaeriaceae
Exons: 1
Coding region: 1-1338 (445 amino acids)
Cellular component (GO): nucleus
Source: RefSeq, a predicted model, not a curated record